Molecule: messenger RNA, 1608 nt
Organism: Cervus elaphus (red deer)
Lineage: Eukaryota; Metazoa; Chordata; Mammalia; Artiodactyla; Cervidae
Gene: PAAF1
Product: proteasomal ATPase associated factor 1
Exons: 12
Coding region: 52-1230 (392 amino acids)
Molecular function (GO): protein binding
Source: RefSeq, a predicted model, not a curated record
AUCCACUUCCGGGAGAGAGCGGAAGGGGCGGGCUGGUGGAGGCGGGUCAAGAUGGCGGCACCUUUGAGGAUUCAGAGCGACUGGGCCCAGGCUCUCAGGAAGGACGAAGGGGAGGCCUGGCUGAGCUGUCAUCCCCCAGGGAAACCAACUUUGUAUGGCAGCCUAACUUGUCAAGGAAUUGGCCUUGAUGGCAUCCCAGAGGUUACAGCUUCUGAAGGAUUUAUUGUGAAUGAAAUAAACAAGAAAAGCAUUCAUGUUUCAUGUCCAAAGGAAAAUGUAUCUUCAAAAUUUUUGGCACCAUAUACUACUUUUUCCAGAAUUCAUACGAAGAGUAUAACAUGCCUGGACAUUUCCAGCGGAGGAGGCCUUGGUGUGUCUUCUAGCACCGAUGGAAGCAUGAAGAUCUGGCAGGCUUCCAAUGGAGAGCUCAGAAGAGUAUUGGAAGGACAUGUGUUUGAUGUGAAUUGUUGCAGGUUUUUCCCAUCAGGCCUUGUGGUUCUGAGUGGGGGAAUGGAUGCCCAGCUGAAGAUCUGGUCAGCUGAAGAUGCUAGCUGUGUGGUGACCUUCAAAGGUCACAAAGGAGGUGUCCUGGAUACAGCCAUUGUUGAUCGGGGGAAGAAUGUGGUAUCUGUUUCUCGGGAUGGGACAGCACGACUUUGGGAUUGUGGGCGCUCAGCCUGCCUGGGAGUCAUUGCAGACUGUGGUUCUUCCAUCAAUGGAGUGGCUGUGGGUGCUGCUGACAACUCCAUAAACCUCGGCUCCCCUGAGCAGAUGCCCAGUGAACGAGAGGUUGGAACAGAGUCGAAAAUGCUGCUGUUGGCCCGAGAAGAUAAGAAACUUCAGUGCUUGGGACUGCAGAGCAGGCAGCCGCUGUUCCUCUUUAUUGGCUCAGAUGCCUUCAAUUGCUGUACUUUUCUCUCUGGCUUCUUGCUAUUGGCUGGGACACAGGAUGGAAACAUUUAUCAGCUGGAUGUAAGGAGUCCAAGGACUCCAGUACAAGUCAUCCACAGAUCAGGAGCACCAGUUAUGUCUCUGCUGAGUUUCAGAGAUGGAUUCAUUGCUAGCCAAGGUGAUGGAAGCUGUUUCAUUGUCCAGCAAGACUUAGACUAUGUGAUUGAGCUCACUGGGGCUGACUGUGAACCUGUGUACAAGGUAGCCACAUGGGAGAAGCAGAUCUAUACAUGUUGUCGAGAUGGUCUUGUGCGACGCUAUCAGCUCUCUGACCUCUGACCCCUUGGGAAGAGGAGUCCCAGUAAAUGAAAAGGAUUGACUCUGAUCAACAGUGAGCAGAAACAUCAUCAGGGACCAUGGAACGACCAUGAGUGACCUUUGUUGUAUUGGGUACCCUCCGGAAACAAUAGAAAGUCAGCUGCUUUGGCCCAUGUGGAGCUGUCAUUCCAUGACAAGACCCACUUUGAACUGAGUAAGAAGCUCACAUGUGCUCGCUGCAUUUGUCCCAACUUCUCCCUUAAACUCAGCCCAGCACAUAGGGCAAGGAAAUGGAUGCUUAUAGUGUGAUUCCACACUGAUUGUGUUCAGUGUUUACAAGGACUGGAGAACUAAAGCCUGUUCUCUGGAGGAAAUAAAGAGAAUAUGGAGGAAUCUGAA